ACUGUUUCCCGCCUUUUACUUAAUAAAAAAAUUAGGUGCGGCGCGUAAAUGUGCAUGCCCUGCAUGUAUAUAAUAUAUAUAAAUAUAAUAGGAACACAGUUUCCCAACCCCAGCACAACAUCAGCGAGCAUCCGGAGGCGCGCCAAAACAAGCUACAAAAAAGUGCGGAAAUCUGUCAUCGCUGCCUGCCUGCACACGUCCCCCGCCCCGCGGCGGCAGCAGCAACAACACCAACAACCAACACUCCACAUAUAAUAUACAAAAUCAAACAAAAAGCAACAAAUCCUAAGUUAAGUGUAGCAAAAAUAGUGAAAACGCAUCCGGGCACGAUGAGCAACGACGGCCAAGAGCAGGAGCUGGGCGCGGAGGUGGUCAGCGGGGCCGUCGUCACAGACGACACCCUGGAGAUCACGAAAGCCAAAUACACGAAUCUGUGCCGCGAACUCAAUAUGGACAGCCAGACGGAGGAGGAUGGCUGGUCGAUGUAUCUGGAUGUGGGACAGCGCUGCGUCAUGGAGGGAGACUCCACGAUGUGGCUCUGCUGCGCACUCUUUGCGGCCUGUCGCCGCUCGAGCACACCCACGGUGAUUGGUCAGGAUGCCAUGGUGCGCGGCAACUGCGUAUCCCUCAACAAUCUGCUGCGCUGUUGCCAGAUGAGCAUCUACGACUUCAAGACAAAGAUCAAGCAGUGGUGCGACAUGGCCAAUCUGACGAAGGAGUUUGUCAGCGAGAUCGCGGUCCUGGAUCGCAAGUUCAGCAUCACAUUCACACUGUACAAACGCUUUCGCAACAUCUUUGACAAGAUCUUUAACUGUCCGCCCAACGAGAAACGCCACUCGAAAUAUAGUUCUUUGCAUGCCAAUCAUGCCAAUGGCAAGUGCUCCUACAUCAAGCUGGAUGACAUUUGCUGGCGGCUGUUCCUGUGCGCCAAGAACCAGAAGCCGAGCACCACCGUUGACCUGGUGACGUCCUUCAACCUGAUGAUCUGCUGCAUCGAUCUGAUCUACAACAAUGUGCUUGCCGAGAGGCGCACCGAUCUCAUCAAUCCAAAAUUCGACGGACUGCCCAGCAACUGGACGGAGAUGGACUUCAGGGCCAAUCCCCACUGCAUUCUGUCCUACUUCUGCGACAUGACCGAGGAGGCCAAGGCCAUGAAGGCCACCACCUUCAGGGAGAUCAUGUCCAGCUUCUUCCAGACAAUGACCAUCUAUGGCCACGAGAGGACCAUGCUGGGCCUCCUGAGCAACGAUAACUUUGAGCGCAACCUAAAGUCGCUCAACAUCAGCUACGAGCAGUACGUGCUGAGCGUGGGCGAGUUCGACGAGCGCAUUCUGAGCGCCUACGAUGCCAGCGAUCACACCAACCUGAACGAUCAGGCCCUGCGGCCGCCGGCCACGCCGCUGACACGCAAACAGGAUCUGCCCGCCCAGCCGGCAAUGGCUGGCGAGAAGUUCGAGCCCGUCCUCAAUGCCACCAACAAUGUGAAGCAGUUGCGCGCCUUCGAUCGCAUCACCGAGCCCACAGACUACGUCAAGCAAGCUGGCGAAGAGGUGAAUGCCAAGCUGCUGAAAAUCAUCGAAGGCAUCAAGUCAAAGUUUCUCGCCCAUUAUCCGUCGGGGGAGGCGAAGAGCCGCUUCCGCCUGGCCAAGUCCUUCUACUUCUAUCUGCUGGAUCAGAUCCUGCAGGCGGAAAUCAAGAACAAGCCCGAGUUCGAUCUCAAGCGUCUGCUGGUGCAGAAGAUCUCGCUGGUAAACUUCAACAUCACGCUGAUGGCCUGCUGCGUGGAGCUGGUGCUGGAGGCCUACAAGACGGAGCUCAAGUUCCCCUGGGUGCUCAAGUGUUUCAGUAUUAGCGCCUUCGAGUUCCAGAAGAUCAUCGAGAUUGUGGUGCGGCACGGCUCGCACGAGGGCUGCCUCAACCGCUCCCUGAUCAAGCACCUCAACUCCAUCGAGGAGACCUGCCUCGAGCGCCUGGCGUGGGCGAGCGACUCCCCCGUCUGGGACAUGAUCGCCACCGCCCCCAAGCCGCUGCCCACCCACUACGACGUGAACUGUGACCGCACCGCCGGCGCCCUACAGAUCUUUCUGCGCAAGGUCUAUCUCCUCGGCUGGCUGCGCAUCCUCAAGCUCUGCUCAGAGCUCAGUGUGGUCGACAAGGCACCCGAGCGCAUCUGGCACAUCUUCGAGCACUCGAUCACGCAGAAGACAGACCUCAUGAAGGAUCGCCAUCUCGAUCAAAUAAUCAUGUGUGCAAUAUAUAUUUACAUAAGGGUUUCGAAACUGGAGGAGCCCAAAUUCAGCGACAUUAUGCGCGCGUAUCGCAAUCAACCGCAGGCGGUGAACAGCGUCUAUCGGGAGGUGCUCAUCGGGCUCAAUGACGAUGGGGAGCCAAAGGUGAAGGACAUUAUUUACUUCUACAACAACAAGUAUGUGCCGCUGAUGAAGCAGUUUGCGAUCGACUACCUGAACAUGACUCCGGACGUGACCGGCUGCAAGAUAAAGGCCGCCGAUCUACUCCUCUCGCCCCAUCCCUCGGAGCGGGCCGCCCAGCCGAAGAAGGUGACGCAGAAUCACUCGCUGUACGUGACGCAAAUGCCCAAGAACGAGAUCCAGCAGUCGCCCAAUCAGAUGGUCUACGAGUUCUAUCGCAGUCCCGCAAAGGACCUGCAACUGAUGAACGAGAAGGUGCGCGGGGGCAAGCGCAUGCUCAGCUUUGGCGAUGAGCCCGGCCUGGGACAAUCCGAGACGAAGCGCAUCAAUCUGCCGACACACCUCAGCCAGAUCAAGGCGGUGAUGGACGACCGGGAGAGCGAGCCGCGGGAGCCCAAGUAGAACUAGAAGUAGGAGUAGCAGUAGCAGUAGCAGAUGGAGUCAAACGAGACAUACAUAGAGAUAGACACGGGGUCUCUGGGGGCAGCUUAGAUUUAAGUAUAGAAGGACGAUGAAUGACGGUGAGGCAAGGCGUGGCAAGGCGCGGCGCGGCCGUUGGGACCAGAAAACAAGAGGGGGGGGCUACGGUCGAUUUUAUGAUUGUUUUUUAUUUUUUUUUAGUUUGACUUGUUAAUUUAACACACACAAAAUACCCCAAACCAAUCGUAUCGCAUUCUUUUUAGACUUUGUUCAAUAGAAAUUCGCUUAGAAGCGCCAGAAAUCCAUUUUAACUCUUCGACUUUUCGACAGUUUAUUCGAACUGAAACUGAACCGAAACAUUGCAUCUGUGGAUUUGCAUCUGAGUCAGGUAUCACAUAUGCACAGGCUGAGGAUGGGGAUGCACAACACGCACACACACAGCUGGAGCCUUUUUUCGAUCAUCGCUUAUUUUUAGCCACUAAAUUGAGAUCUUGUGUGACAUUUCACUGGCACUUAACAAAUGCAUUCAAUUAAUAUACACAUUUAUCUGCAUAUUUCUGCACCCAUCCCCACCCACUAGUGUGUGCUUUGGCCAUUUAAAAGCAUCUCUCUCUCUCUCUCUGUCUAUAUCGAGGUGGGGAUGCAUUUUAACGUGUUUAACGAGUUCGUAUGUUGUUUUUACACACCUGUUUUAGGACAAAGAAUGGCACAGUAAUUUAACAAUGAGAAGAAUCCGUUGGUUGCACUCAUAUUUCCACUCAUAUUUCAUAUUUUCGUGCAAUAAGGGAGCAGAGCCAAGGGGUAUAUGUGUAGAAAAGAUAUCCCGACCACAAAACAGACUAGACUCCAUUUAGAUCUCCAUGAUUUGCCCUGGGACUUGCUGCUCUCUGGGGCUACACAAAGAGACACACAUCAGAAAGAAGGAAGGAAUAUCGUGUGUAGAGCAGUCGCUAGUCGAGCGAUCGAUGAGCAGGCGGCGGGCGCUCUUUUCGCUCAAGGAAGGUCCCUCCCCCCACACUACAUUAUGUACGAGAGUAUACAAAAUAUAUAGAAAUAAACUUUAUAGAAAUCGA
Molecule: messenger RNA, 3922 nt
Organism: Drosophila subobscura
Lineage: Eukaryota; Metazoa; Arthropoda; Insecta; Diptera; Drosophilidae
Product: retinoblastoma family protein
Exons: 8
Coding region: 330-2831 (833 amino acids)
Biological process (GO): regulation of transcription by RNA polymerase II; cell differentiation; negative regulation of G1/S transition of mitotic cell cycle
Cellular component (GO): transcription regulator complex; nucleus; chromatin
Molecular function (GO): RNA polymerase II transcription regulatory region sequence-specific DNA binding
Source: RefSeq, a predicted model, not a curated record